AUGGAUCGACAGACUCGCAAGCAGGACAUUGAGCACGCCUAUGAUUUACAGGCCAGAGCAGCGGUAGCCGGCGCUGCUCGAUUCACCACUAUCGGCAUUGGCCUCGCGGUCCUUGGGCAUUACACUUGGCCCACCUUCCGACGACAGACACUUCCAUUCAAGGGGUUCUUGGUAUCAGUGUUUACAAUCUUCGGGCUAGUCAUAGGCGCGGAGAACGCCUUGCUCUCACAUGAAGCCGAGAGGCGGCAGACAGAGAGCGUGCUGCGCAAGCAGGCCCGAAUCGAGCUCGCGCGGCGUGGCCUAGUCGCAACAGAGACGGAGAUCGCAAAGUGGAAGGCGGAACGACUCGCCGCUGCCCAGCACGAUCAGUCGACACCAACGCCACGGUCAUAA
Molecule: messenger RNA, 393 nt
Organism: Postia placenta MAD-698-R-SB12
Lineage: Eukaryota; Fungi; Basidiomycota; Agaricomycetes; Polyporales; Adustoporiaceae
Exons: 3
Coding region: 1-393 (130 amino acids)
Source: RefSeq, a predicted model, not a curated record